AUGGAUGCCGCUAAAGGCAAGCCUGGAACCCGAGCUGGUGCGGAUGGCCAAGCAGUUCGGGUGACGCCACGCAGGUCCUUGGAGAGACUGAGCUGCUCCUCACCCUGUCCGCUGGGGCAGAAUGCACACAGACCUACAGCCCUGGCUGAGGGCUCAUUAUUCCGUGCUCAAGAGGGCCAGGCCCUGCGCUUGGUGUGUGUUGCAGACAGCAACCCCGCUGCCGAGCUGAGCUGGACCCGGGGCAGCCUGACCUUGCAGUCCUCACAGCAAUCAGGCCAUGGGGUUCUGCAGCUGCCUCAGGUGGAACUGGAGGAUGAUGGGAAAUACGUGUGCAGCGCUCAGCACCGGCUGGGCUCUCAGAUGGCCUCAGUGAGCCUCUUUGUGAAGAGCCCACCACAGCUGCUGGGCCCCUGGUGCUCCUGGGAGGCCGAGGGUCUGCGGUGCAGCUGGUCCUCCUGUGCCCAGCCUGUCCCGUCCCUGCGCUGGCGGCUCAGGGAGGGGAUGCUGGAGGGGAACAGCAGCGACGCCUCCCUCAUGGUCACCUCCAGCUGGGCCGGGCCCUGGGCCAACAGCUCCCUGCAUCUCCUGCGGGGACUGAGCUCCAGCCUCAGGCUCAGCUGUGAGGCCUGGAAUUCCCAUGGGACACAGAGCAUCACUGUUCUCCUGCUGCCAGAGAAACCUGGAGCCAAGAUGGGAGCCGUUCAGGGAGCUGUUGGGGGAGCUGGUGUCAUGGUCCUGCUCGCUGUCCGUCUCUGGCUCCUCUUCUUCAUGUGAGCGGCGGCCCGGAUUUGGAUGAAGGCAUCCUGAGGAGGUGGUGGUGUGCAGUGGUGCACAGCUCAGAUAUUCUGCAAGACCGCAACCCCAGAGCUGAGGUGCCCUGAUGAGGUGAAACGGACAGGGGUGGGUGCGGCCAGUUCGAUUUGCAGCGAGCGUUUAGCCUCCUGCCGCCAUGGGCGGAUACAGGGCCAGUUCCCAACACCCACUUCCUGUUGCCCAGAAGAAGGCUGCGUCUGCUCUUGCCAUGGUCUCUGAUCCCAGACCGGAGCCCUCACCUGCUGCUGCCCCAGUCGUGCUGGGCUCCCGACAGCCAGCGAGCCAGCCAGGCUGAAAGGCCCUGGUCUCUUUCCCCAGGGUGAAGAUCUACAGGAGGAAACUGGCAGAAAAAGGAGCAAGUGGGGAUGGCACCGGUCCUGUGAAGAGCGCCGUCUCCCUGGUGAGGGAUGUGGCCAUGUCCACCCCGGGUCCCAGCUGGGUGCCGACCCUGGGGUGACCCAGGGCAGCCCCCUCAGCGUAUCGCACUGAGCUCCUGUUUCCCCCAGAAAGUCUUCCUCCCCAGAUUUCCUGCUGCUGCCAGGCUGGGCACCCGGGGGCUUGCAUCCCUGCUGCAUCUCCCAGAGCCAGUGAUUCCCCAAGGCCUGCCCCGUUCUCUUUUCUACCAAAGCUUUUCUCAGUGUAAGCCUUUCUUUCCUGUCAAGCCCUGGUGUCUCUUGCCUGGGUCUUCCCUCCACGACUCCCUCUCUCCCUCUCAGAAUCAGCUCGUAGAAAGGAGUCCCCAGAGCACCUCGCUGUUUGCUUUGAACUAUCCUGAGCAGCACCGUCCAAUAGAAGGAGAAAUAGAGGGCUGGGGAUUUAGCUCAGUGGUGUUGCCGCCUGCCUUGCAAGCACAAGGUCCUGAGUUUGAUCCCUGGUACCAAAAAAAAAAAAAAAAGAAGAAGAAGAAGAAGUAGAAAUAGAACAACAGGGACUGGAGACCUAGUUUGGUGGUUUAACACUUGCUCAGCAUGCACGAGGGCCUGGAUUCAAUCCUCUGCACCACACACACACACACACACACACCCACACACACCCACACAUGUCAGCCAUGUAGCUAUGUCCCAUGUAUGGGACAUAAAAUUUUCUAGCAGCCACCUUUAAAAAGAAAGAUCACUGUGAGAUCAAUUUCAAUAGAAUGCUUUAUUCCAUCCAAUAUAUCCAAAGUGUUAUGAUGCUAAAUAUUAUCAAUAAUGAAUAUAUAAAUUAGGAAUAAGCUGCUUUACAUUCCUUUUAAAAUUUGGGGUACUGAAUCUUCCGUACCCAGUGUUUAUUCGGACUUGCAGCACGUCACUACUCUGACCCAGCACACUCCACGCUCUCACGAAUCACAUGGGCCUGACGGCUGCCAUACUGGACAGCACAGGAUGAGGGCCCGAAGUCCACACUCCUGGGUCUGGUGUCCACAGCUCUGCCCCCUGCCCAGCUCACCAGCCUGCUUCCUGCAUCUCCCCUUCCAGUGCUUUGCUCCCAGCGAAGUGAGCCUCUGCCCUGAGGGUUAUUGUCUGCCUGACUGUACCUCUGUGUGCCAUUUCCUCUUGCCACACGCUUCACCCUGCUGUGACUUCCGGAUCCUCUUUCACACUCCAGUUGAAAUACACUCUGCCCUCUGCCCAGCAAAGACUCUCCAAGCCUCCUAGGACAGUCACAGACCUGUGCCCCGCACCCACAGUGAGGCCCAGGUCUCACCAGGCCUCUGCAAUGCUCACCCACAGCACCCUGCCUCUGCCCAUCAAACCACAGUGCUCGGUGCUUGAGGCGUUUGCUCUUCUUGCCUUCUUUUUUUCCUUUUUAAAAAAAUGUUUGGGCAGGCUGGGGAUUUAGCUCAGUGGUUUUGCUGCCUGCUGCAUUAGCUCAAGGACCCGAGUUCGAUCGAUGGUACCAAAAAAAAAAUUUUUUUUUUGGAUAGUUUGAUGCUUCUCUUUGCCCAGAUAGCCAAAGGUUGGGGCCUGUGUGCUGAAGUGUCACUUCACCUUGCUCAGUCUGCUUUCAUAUCUGAAAGUAAGAUAGCAGUCACCGGAAAGUUGUAAGGAUUCAGUAAGAUAAGUAGCAGGUAAGGACCAUUUGGAUUCUAAUUUGUUAGGGCGGCGUGUAGGUCAGUGAUAGAGUGCUUGCUUCGCAUGUGCAAGGCCCUGGGUUCAAUUUUAGUACUGCAAACACAAAGACUUUUAAAAUGUUAAAGGUAGCUCAGUGCAAUGGUACAUGCCUAAAAAUCUCAGCACUCUGGGAGGCUGAGGCAGGAGGAUGAAAAAUUUGAACACCCUGGGCAACUUGGUGAGAACCUGUCUCAAAAUAAAAAUAAAAUGUCUGAGGAUACAGCUCAGUGCAAAGACAUGUGGUUCAAUCCUCAAUACUACCAACAAACAAAACAACGACAAACCACUGUUAAAGGUACGGAUGCAGAUAAAUAAAUGAGUGAGUGAAAGAAUGGGUACCUGGUGAAUGCGUGUGAGUCUUCACCAAGCCCAGGCUCCCCGGGAACCCCGGCACUGACUCCCGUCUGCCCCACGUCAGGGUCAUCAUGGGCCCCUGAACAUGGCCGAGGCAGGCGGUGCCCCAGCCCACCCCGCCUCUGCCGAAGGGCAGGACCAGGAGCUCCAUUAUGCCUCCCUCAGCUUACAAGGGCUGAGGCCCCUCGAGCCUCAGGACCAGGACUCCAGUACCACAGAGUACGCCGAGAUCAGGAUCCAGAAGUGACAGUGCCCUCGUCCCAGCCCCGCCCCUGGCUGGAGCCCUGGAGAGGCCUUGCUGAGGAAGGAGCAUCUCAGAGCAGGUGCUUGAAGUGAGUCAGCAGCCCUCUGAACCGGAGGCUGCAAGUCAGGAGGGGAGCUCCUUGCAGUGGCUGAAGCUCACUUGGUAAUGACCUUGCAGUCCUUUGGAAGGUCAGAGCCAGACUCUGCUACCUCGGGCAAAUCACUUUACCUCCCUGUGCCUCCACUUCCUCCCCUGUAAAAUGCGGAUAAUAUCAUUAGGUAUAUUAAGUGAAAAAUUGCACAAUUUGUAUUGUUAAGUAUAUUGCUAUGUGUACAACUCUUAACCACCUUUACCUCAGCAAGGACAAGGGAGAUGUCACCUUUUGACUCUAUGAUAUACUGGUGUUUACUUGACCAUUUUAAAGAACAUAUAUUGUUUUUAAAAAUAAAUCUAUUUUCUUGAGUA
Heterocephalus glaber (naked mole-rat) is the source of this 3969-nucleotide messenger RNA. The record is from RefSeq and is a predicted model, not a curated record. NCBI's taxonomy places the organism in Eukaryota, Metazoa, Chordata, Mammalia, Rodentia, Bathyergidae.